Rhodamnia argentea is the source of this 734-nucleotide messenger RNA. Its product is annotated as transcription factor PRE5-like. Gene Ontology annotation, molecular function: protein dimerization activity. Bases 137 to 418 code for a protein of 93 amino acids. The record is from RefSeq and is a predicted model, not a curated record. Gene Ontology annotation, biological process: regulation of growth; regulation of DNA-templated transcription. Lineage: Eukaryota; Viridiplantae; Streptophyta; Magnoliopsida; Myrtales; Myrtaceae. The transcript is spliced from 2 exons.
UAUAUAAUAACUAUUGAACUUACUGUCUUCCUCGCCUCCUUCCUCUCUCCUUCCUCUCCUCGAACCGAAAACUCUUGCAUCUGCUCUUCUUAACACUGUCCACCAGGGUCAGUUUCUCAUAUUUUUCCUACCAAGAAUGUCUAACCGAAGGUCGUCCGUGAUGCAGUCAGGUACUCCCUCAAGAAUCACCGAUGAUCAGAUGAUCGAACUCAUCUCCAAGCUCCGCCAGCUCCUUCCCGAGAUUAGCCAUAGCCGCUCCGACAAGGUUUCAGCUUCGAAGGUGUUGCAAGAGACGUGUAGCUACAUCAGAAGCUUGCACAGGCAGGUGGACGACCUCAGCGAGCGGCUGUCGCAACUGUUGUCCACAGUUGAUGCCGAUAGUGCAGAAGCUGCCAUUAUUAGGAGCUUAAUCACGUGAUCAAUAGCUCUCUUAGGGUUGGGAUUAAUUGUUAAUUUGCUUCAAUAUUUAUCUACUCCUCUCUCUCUCUCUCUCUGGGGUCUUGGUCUAUCUAUCUAGAGGAAACCCAGUCAGGAAAAUUUAGCUUUAUUUUGAUUAUCCCGAUCAGCAUAUAUAUAUAUGUAUUCAAUCUAAUUUCGUGGGUAGUUAUGCAUAAUCAAUGUAACAAUGAUGCUGUGAUACUUUGUGUUUUGUCCAUUGUGUGGGAGUACUAAUUAGUUGUCAUUAAGCGUUCGCUACUAGUACUAACAAGUGAUGAUAACAUUUUUGCGGUGAA